This is a messenger RNA of Gekko japonicus, 762 nucleotides long. RefSeq names its product cystatin-B-like. Gene Ontology annotation, cellular component: cytosol. The transcript has 3 exons. Bases 206 to 505 code for a protein of 99 amino acids. The record is from RefSeq and is a predicted model, not a curated record. Gene Ontology annotation, molecular function: cysteine-type endopeptidase inhibitor activity. NCBI's taxonomy places the organism in Eukaryota, Metazoa, Chordata, Lepidosauria, Squamata, Gekkonidae.
GAAAGUGCAAGGCGAGCAGCCGCCCCUCCCCUCCCGAAGGGCUGCCUUGGAGGAGGAGGAGGCGGCCCGGCGGCGACGCCCUCCCGCUCGCCGGCUGACCUCCCUUCCUCCGCCCGCAGCCCAGCUCAGUCAGCUGACGGCCAGGCGUCGGCUUCUCCGCGGCUCCUUUCUCUGCGUGGCGGCCAACGAGGAGGAGGCGGCGGAGAUGCUGUGCGGCGGGAUGAGCAGCCAGGCCAAGGCGGCCACGGCGGAGAUCCAGGAGCUGGUGCAAGCGGUGAAGGCAGAGGUGGAAGAAAAAGAAGGGCGGGACUUUGAGGUCUUCAAUGCAGUGGAGUAUAAAACACAGACGGUUGCUGGAAUAAACUACUUCAUAAAGGUCCAAACUGGCAACGAUCAGUACCUUCACGUACGAAUUCACAAAAGCCUCCCUCACGAAAACAAACCCCCGGCGCUCACUAGUUACCAAAGCAACAAAGAAAAGCAUGAGGCGCUCUCUUACUUCUAGAAGGCUGUCUGGAAGUUUCUUUUCAGAGCAACGUUUACUUUGCAGAAUCGAAAAUCACUGUUCAUUCCUCUUAUAGCGAUGAUUUAUUUCUGAAAUGUACUGAUUCCUGUGGCCUACAGUAAUAAUUGUAUUCAUAAUAAUUAUUUUAUAUUUGAUUUGCAUUUAUUCUCUCUGUGUUAUUUUUUGGGCGGGGAGCCAGCUUGGUGUAGUGGUUAAGAGCAUGGACUCUAAUCUGGGAGAACCAGGUUUGAUUCCCC